Panicum virgatum (switchgrass) is the source of this 1017-nucleotide messenger RNA. RefSeq lists its product as uncharacterized. Bases 187 to 888 code for a protein of 233 amino acids. NCBI's taxonomy places the organism in Eukaryota, Viridiplantae, Streptophyta, Magnoliopsida, Poales, Poaceae. The transcript has 4 exons. The record is from RefSeq and is a predicted model, not a curated record.
AGAGCUAGCAUGCUUCCGAUUAGGAAGUCUGCCUGCAAAGCAGCCGAUUUGGGGUUGGGAUUGACGGAUCCGUCCGUCGCAUCGCCAGCCCCCGAGCCUGAUUCGGCCAUGGCAGCAUCGGCUACUUCUCUGCUCUAGGCCGCGAUCGGCUUCGUCCUCCCGUCAUCCACCGCUGAGGAGGCUUCUAUGGGUUCAGAGAAAGGAGCACCAAUUGGAGCAGAGGAGGCGGUCCGAGGUGGUCAUGGUGUCACUCUGCUGCUAGAAGGACCCAAGAUCCUACCAGAUCAACCAUUAGCAAUUGAAAAGCAACCUAUGACGAUUGCUGAUUCUGGGAUGGGGAUGGGCCAUCUACCAGUAGCCGAAGAAGCUCCUUUAAAGGACUUCCUGCUACCGGCAGAUCGGGUCAGGUCAGCACAAGAAUUUGUCAAAAUACCAGAAAUUCCUAUCGAUGAAAUGGAAAAAUUCAGGAAGAUGUUAAAGGAUGCUGACACGCAGCUCGUCGAGGCUCUCCAGCAGAUCAAGAACAUGGCUGAGGAGAAGGAUCUCCGUGAAAAAGAUCUCGGUGAGCUGAGGGCUGCUGCGCAGGCUGUGGUAGAUAUGGUGGAUCCACCCGAAGAGAGUACCCAGGUAGACAAGACUUUGCUAGAGCAACUGCAAGGUGCUCCGCAAACGAUUAUGAGGUACCUCUCGGAUACCACCCGAGGUUACGUGUCACACGUACUCGGGUUAGUAAAGUCUUAUUGGCUGAAGGCGAACCUUGUCCCACUAGGUGAGGGCAUCUCCGUUGAUUGCUCAGAGGAGAAGUUUAUUGCCUUUGUGGGGGAGGUGAAGCCGAUAGCCGAUAAGAUAGUGGAUAUCCUGGAGCAAGAGCCGAGCGCGGAGUCGUGAAUCAGCUGUAAUGAAAUUAUGUAAUCUGUGUAUGGAUACACUGUGACAUAUUGUAAUGUCCUUGUAUGUUGGGGGUAAACCAGAAGUCAUACUUUGGUUUAUGUAUAUAUUCCUUGCUUUUUUCGCUCA